GGAAAACUUGUAAUGUCCAUCCAUAUCAAAAAUGAAUCCCUGGCAUCAGGGCUUCGCAAAAUCCCAUUGUGUGCUUGGACAAUUCCCCAUGAAAGCAGUACCACGAGGUCAAAAGUGGAUAUUUACAUUGUACAGCACAAUAUGCCUCGCGCGGUCUAGGCUGCUACGAACGGCGUAUCCCGGCUUCUCAAGUUGCACGGAACUUUUUGACUCGACUAGGUGGAUGGAUGUGCGUGGUCCAAUACAACAGCAUAUAACAGGCGAGAUUCCGCAUCCUGAGGUAAUGGAGUUCUCCCUGGCUAUCAGUAGAUCGUAAACAAAACCCUCUGGUUUCAGCAUUUCUCUAUCAAACAAGAAGAUCACUUAUGGUGUAUCAAUCGCUCCAAAACCAUCGCACGUCAUACAUACUAUCUGUUUAGGAAUCCACCCACAGCCUCCCCACCCAUUCCAGAAUGAACAUAUUCAACGGUGCUGGUUCUUUGCCAAUUCACACUUUCCCAUCUCAAAUCUCCAUUGUGGACAUCUUCCUCCCCGGAUUUACCGCCAUCUCCGCAUCCAUACGACAGGUCCUAGCUGGGAACCUGAACAGCGCCCACCUGCUGUGCCUCUGCGGGGCGCUCCUGCUCUUGGCUAGAUAUGUGUACCGUUACCUGACGGACAUUGUGGAGAUCCAUUUCACUUCGAUAACAAACGUCCUUUACUACGACGAAGCACAUGAUAUGCUUAAAACCUGGGUAUCGGACCAGCCAUUCGCGCGCAAGGCUCGCUCCUCUAUUGUCAGCGUUGGAUAUGCCGAUGACCAUUCAAAUGCGCAUGCCAAAAAUCCUUUACGUUUUUCACCUUAUAAUGGUUCGUUUUUCUUUUGGUACGGGAACCAUCUGCUCCGGCUCCGGUGUGAACAGAAAGACAGCAGCUCCGGCGAGCGAGAAGAGGUGUCCGUCUCCUGCUUCGGCCGAUCUCCAGAAAUUUUGAGAGAGUUCUUCAGUGAUUGUCGAACCGAGUAUCUAAAGGCCAUUCAGAAAAAGACUUCCGUGUUUGAGCAUCGAGAUGGUGAGAACUUUAGACAUUAUGCCAACUGGCGAUUGAGCCAGUUCAACGUCACAAAGCAGAGCACUAUCUGGGUGGAGUGGAAAUUCCUCCGAUUGCUCUACAAGAGAGUCGCUGGAAAGAAAAUGGAUGAGAUUGUUGGGGAGCAGGUCAGUGAGUUUAUCCUGGGACCGUUGACGGAUGAAUACAGCCUAGAUCUCUCGGUCGAAUGCAAGCCCACCCUCAGCGUUGAGGAUCUGCUGUCCGUCCUCCACUACCACUGGUGCUUGGACACGUCGGCGGUCCCACACGAGCGGUAUACAGUGCAGCUGCCGCUGCUGAUGCUGAUGGCGCCUACACGUCUUCUCGUCCAGGAGCGCUCAUCGAGAGCGGCUGCGUUCGGGGCUCCAACAACGCUCUGCGGUACCGGGACGUGGUGCUCCGUGUCAUCCCCAAUCCGGAGGAACCAGGGCGUCACGUUCUGGUCAUGGAGGUGA
Molecule: messenger RNA, 1523 nt
Organism: Blastomyces dermatitidis ER-3
Lineage: Eukaryota; Fungi; Ascomycota; Eurotiomycetes; Onygenales; Ajellomycetaceae
Exons: 4
Coding region: 453-1523 (356 amino acids)
Source: RefSeq, a predicted model, not a curated record